Messenger RNA from Hippoglossus stenolepis (Pacific halibut), 531 nucleotides. Its product is annotated as protein FAM183A. Gene Ontology annotation, cellular component: ciliary base. NCBI's taxonomy places the organism in Eukaryota, Metazoa, Chordata, Actinopteri, Pleuronectiformes, Pleuronectidae. The transcript has 5 exons. The record is from RefSeq and is a predicted model, not a curated record. The coding region runs from base 1 to 423 and encodes 140 amino acids.
AUGCCUGAUGAGAAAAACAGCCAUAAACAUCUGGAUGCCGCUGAGUUUUUAUCUGUCAACAUUGCAGAAAAGAAGGAGAAGGCCAAGAAUCAGGUUCAUCAAGACGCAAUUCACCAAGAGACAAUAAGAAAGGAGCAGAGACAUCAGACACUUUACACUAAGUUCACUAUCAACCCACUCAAGAAACUGCAUGUCAUGUCAGACAAACCCACGGCCAGUAAACCAAAAGAGACGAUUGAAAAGACUUCGGAGUUGAUCGAGGCCUUCCACUACGCACGACAAGUACCUACCAAGAAGUAUCCAGAGCCGGUGACUGAGAGUCACCAGAUAGGAUGGAGGACAGAUCCACUGAUUCCAUCGGACCGCUUUGACAGAAGAUUCAACCACCACCGACAGCGCACCGACAUCACCGGAGACAUCUGAUACACAAGAGGUCCCGUCACUCUGUGCUUACAGCUUAGAGAAAAAAAGUUAGUCCCUCACAAUAGUCGGCCACGGACUAAAAGACGACUCAGAGGAGGGAACUCUGCU